UAGCACUUUUCAUACCACAAAAAAUUGCCUCUUUUAGUGUUGAGCACUUGAGGCAGCUCGCUUGCUCAGUCACAGCUUCAAGACUAGAACUGUAUAUACAGAUUUUAUGUAUUAGUAGUAAGAUUCACACCACCACACACAUUCAUUCUAUUAUUGCUUCGUGUCCUGACCUGAAGUAGAAAUGCAGCAUAUGCUCAAUUCUGUGGUUUUGUGACGCUCCUUUGCUCACCACUCACACACACACUCAUUAUUUUUCCAAGAUUCUUGAUUUCUACUGUGAUUCUCUGAUAGUACAGUUAUACAUGCAACUUAGAUAGAGAGAGAGGAAAAAGAUCCAGUUUUGAGGUUGAUUGGAGAGUUAGAUGUGAGAAUGAGUUCAUCUUCUAAGUGGGUUUUUGGGUUGUGCAUUUUGGGGAUUCUUGUUUGUGGGGUGGUGAAAUGCAGUGUUACUUAUGAUAGGAAGGCCCUGAUAAUCAAUGGGCAGAGAAGAAUUCUCAUUUCUGGUUCUAUACAUUAUCCCAGAAGCACUCCUGAGAUGUGGGAAGAUCUGAUAAACAAGGCUAAAGAUGGAGGUCUUGAUGUGAUUGAGACUUAUGUGUUUUGGAAUGCUCAUGAACCUAGUCCUGGCCAUUAUAACUUUGAAGGGAGAUAUGAUUUGGUGAGGUUUGUGAAAGCCAUUCAAAAAGCAGGAUUAUAUGCUCAUCUUAGAAUUGGGCCUUAUGUUUGUGCAGAGUGGAAUUUUGGCGGAUUUCCUGUUUGGCUGAAAUACGUGCCGGGGAUUAGCUUCAGGACAGAUAAUGAGCCAUUCAAGAUGGCAAUGAAAGGCUUUACUAAGAAGAUAGUCGACAUGAUGAAGGCCGAAGAUCUGUAUGAAUCUCAGGGUGGCCCCAUUAUUCUCUCCCAGAUUGAGAAUGAGUAUGGUUCACAAGCGAAGCAACUUGGCGAGCCUGGUCAUCAAUAUGUGACUUGGGCUGCAAAGAUGGCUGUUGGACUCAAUACCGGUGUUCCUUGGGUGAUGUGCAAGGAAGACGACGCACCAGAUCCUGUGAUCAAUUCGUGCAACGGGUUCUAUUGCGAUACUUUCUCCCCAAACAAGCCCUACAAACCGUCUAUCUGGACCGAGGCUUGGAGUGGCUGGUUUACAGAAUUCGGUGGACCGAUUUACCAGCGACCAGUUAAAGAUUUGGCAUUUUCUGUAGCUAAAUUCAUCCAAAAUGGGGGCUCAUUUGUUAACUACUACAUGUAUCAUGGUGGCACGAAUUUUGGACGCUCCGCUGGAGGCCCUUUUAUAACGACAAGCUACGACUAUGAUGCUCCACUUGACGAAUAUGGUUUGAUCAGGCAACCUAAGUAUGGUCAUCUUAAAGAGCUGCACAAAGCUAUUAAACUAUGUGAGAAAGCUUUGGUUUCAGCUGACCCCACUGUGACUUCACUAGGAAACCUUCAGCAGGCUCACGUAUACUCUUCAGAAUCUGGAGAUUGUGCAGCCUUUCUUGCAAAUUAUGAUACUAAUUCUGCGGCAAAAGUGAUGUUCAAUAAUGUCCAUUAUAGUAUGCCUCCUUGGUCGAUCAGCAUCCUUCCCGACUGCAAGACCGUAGCCUUCAACACAGCCAAAGUUGGAGUCCAAACAUCACAAUUGGACAUGCUGCCAAGCAACAGCAAAAUGUCUUCCUGGGAAACGUAUAAUGAAGAUUUAUAUUCUUCUGACGAUGGCUCAGCAUUUUCUGCUGUCGGCCUCUUGGAACAGAUAAAUGUUACUAGAGAUGCUAGUGAUUAUCUUUGGUACACAACUAGCAUUGACGUUGACUCAUCAGAGUCGUUUCUUCACAGUGGAGAGCUCCCAACUCUUAUCGUUCAGUCAGCUGGUCACACUUUGCAUGUUUUUGUCAAUGGAGAGCUUUCCGGUUCUGCCUUUGGGACGAGGGAGAAGAGGAGAUUCACAUUUCGAGGGGAAAUCAAUCUUCGUGCUGGAUCGAAUAAAAUUAGUCUCCUCAGUGUCGCAGUUGGACUGCCAAAUGUUGGUGGACAUUUUGAAAACUAUAUGACCGGAGUGCAGCCUCCCGUUGUAUUGCAUGGACUUGACCGGGGAAAAUUGGACUUGUCGUGGGUGAAAUGGACAUACAAGGUUGGACUAAAGGGAGAAACGAUGAAUCUCGUCUCUCCAAAUAGCAUUUCUUCCGUCGACUGGACAAAGGGUUCACUAAGUGCACAGAAAGAUCAACCGUUAGCAUGGCAUAAGACGUACUUCGACACACCUGAUGGAGACGAGCCACUUGCUUUGGACAUGAGUAGCAUGGGAAAAGGCGAACUGUGGGUCAAUGGCGAGAGCCUCGGAAGAUACUGGACCGAAUAUGCAGCUGGUGACUGCAACGGCUGUAGUUACGCGGGCGUCUAUAAGCCUCCCAAGUGUCAAUUUGGUUGUGGAAAACCAACUCAAAGAUGGUAUCAUCUACCAUGGUCAUGGCUAAAACCAACGCAGAAUCUCCUCGUGCUCUUUGAAGAACUUGGAGGUGACCCGAAAGGGAUCACUCUUGUCAAGAGGUCAGUGACGACAGUUUGUGCAGACGUCGCUGAGUAUCAUCCAAACAGUAAGAGAUGGCAAAUCGAAAGCAAUGACAGAACACAAGUGUUCCGCCAACCAAAAAUUCACCUUCACUGUGGUCUGGGGCAGUCGAUAUCUUCCAUCAAGUUUGCCAGCUUCGGAACUCCUUUGGGAACCUGCGGAAGCUUUCAGCAAGGAACAUGCCAUGCUCCGACCUCAUACGACAUCUUAGAGAAGAAUUGCGUAGGGAAGCAAAGAUGCUCAGUGACAAUAUCAAACAAUAACUUCGGGAAAGACCCCUGCCCCAACAUUGUGAAGCGCCUCUCGGUCGAAGCAAUAUGCGCCUCUCGAAAAUAAUGUAUCUACCGCGGAAGCAAAAGGUGAAUAAAAGGGAUCCAGUGGUGCUGUGUGAAGCUGGUGUUAUUGCAUCAGAUUGCAUAGCUCUAGGUAGUUUUUUGUUAACCAGGAAAUUUGCUAUUUGUAAUCUAAGUGUAGGAGAAAUGAAAUUCUAGGCAACUAUGUAGCUUUGAAUAAAAAGCAUAUGCAUUUAUUGAAUAAAACGUCAACAUUAGUCAGCAAGAGAAAUAAAAAUAACUGAUUAUUACUAGCA
Salvia splendens (bonfire salvia) is the source of this 3152-nucleotide messenger RNA. RefSeq names its product beta-galactosidase 3. The coding region runs from base 371 to 2899 and encodes 842 amino acids. The transcript has 19 exons. The record is from RefSeq and is a predicted model, not a curated record. Gene Ontology annotation, biological process: carbohydrate metabolic process. Gene Ontology annotation, molecular function: carbohydrate binding; hydrolase activity, hydrolyzing O-glycosyl compounds. Lineage: Eukaryota; Viridiplantae; Streptophyta; Magnoliopsida; Lamiales; Lamiaceae.